Molecule: messenger RNA, 1298 nt
Organism: Styela clava
Lineage: Eukaryota; Metazoa; Chordata; Ascidiacea; Stolidobranchia; Styelidae
Cellular component (GO): membrane
Source: RefSeq, a predicted model, not a curated record
AGAUAAAUAUGAAACGGAUUAUAGCAACAUUUUUUCUAAUUCUUGUUUAUGGAGCAAGCGCCAUCGAAGAGGGAAGCAUACGGAUAAUAUUUGGUUCUUCUGGCAUAUUCCAAAUUUAUCACGAUAAAAAAUGGGGAGGAAUAUGCGCUGAUAACAUUUCAAAAGACGACAAGUCUCUCGCCAACGUCGCCUGUCGUAUGGCCGGUUACAAACGAGCACGGAGUCACAUGUUUUUCUCUCAUAUGGACCUCAUGCCGAUGGUGUUGCAAAAUGUUUCAUGUAACGGUAAUGAGAGGAAUAUUGACCAGUGUCAACGCGUCAUAUUCGGAGAGUACAGUUGUAAUAGAGCGUAUGGUGCUAACUGCCAUGGAAAAUCUUCAGAACAUGUCUGUGGGGGAAGAGUGUGUGAUGAUGAAGAUAAAUUCUGCUGCAACGAUGGGUUUUCGAACUUUUAUUGUUGCGAUGAAAUUGAGCCGACAACAACCUCGAAAUCAGAUUUAACGCCAUAUAGCACAUCAACCAUCAGUUGGAGUCACGGAACUAAUUUUAGGCUAAGUAUUUGGUGGACAGUUUGCAUUGCUUUAGCAAUUUUCGUGGCUAUCGCAUUUGUUGUCUGUCGACUAAGAAGAAGAUCACGUAGAUUGCAUCAAAAUACUCAAAGCAGAACUACAGAAAGGCAUAAUACAUCAUCAAGAUCAACUAGUUCUACUCAAUAUGAAGGUCGCGUGAACAGAGCUUUAGAUCUUCCAUCAGAUACGCCACCUGAAUAUGCAUCGAUAUCAAAAUAUGAGUGCAAUUUUUCAGUACAGCCACCCCCGUAUCCUGUUUCAAAGCCAUCUUCUGAACCUCCACCUCCACCAUAUACCGUUUCGCACACCGAAAAUGCUUGAUUUAAACUUAUGUUAUGCUUUUGUAUAAUCUAAGUGCCUAAUGCUGUGCUUUAAUGUAUAAACUGUAAAAUAAUAUAAUCAAUUGACUUAUCGAUAUAGUGUUGACUCAUAAAUAUUUUUAUAUAUAUAUGUGGUAGCCAAUAUGUUGCACCACGUGGUGUUAUUGUUUUUUUUCGUAUUUUCAAAUACGAGUUUUGCUUUCAAAGACAGAAAUUCUGUGGAUAUCUGCAUAUAUAUAUGAUGAACAGAUAAAACAAAAUCAAUUUGGAUACAAAAGAAAAACAUUAGACUUCAAUGUCGCAUUUCAACGUAAAACCGCAAACCGAACAUAAAAAUGUCUAUUUGAUAGGUUUUAUCAGUUUCGUUAAAACUAAGCAACCAACUUUGAGGUGUGAAAUGUGUGUAUCA